Molecule: messenger RNA, 1311 nt
Organism: Kwoniella mangroviensis CBS 8507
Lineage: Eukaryota; Fungi; Basidiomycota; Tremellomycetes; Tremellales; Cryptococcaceae
Exons: 10
Coding region: 1-1311 (436 amino acids)
Source: RefSeq, a predicted model, not a curated record
AUGUCGUUAAUAGAGACUACCUUGGGUACUUUCAAGCCGGAGCCAGAACUUUUUUAUCACAUCGAUGGGAUGCCUUAUUUCACCCCUUAUCAUCAUCCAUUACGUACUCUCCCCCACAUUCCGGGGCUGAAAGACGACAGCCAAUUUCAGUCCAUCACCAUCAUAAGUCUCCCACCUACUCCUGGAGUUCCGGUAAAUCGAAAGAUAUUGGACAAAGUGAUACGAACUUACCUCCAUGAAGAUGAUGUGCUGUCUCCUGGUUUGAUGCGAAAUAUAGUCCAUCGAUCACAGAAUCACGGAACCGGUCUUGUACUUGAGGACAAGCUAGGUUGGCCAUUCCCGGAGAUCACCGGAUCAUACCUCUAUCGAACCGAGAAUGGUGAUUUGAAGACCGGUCUAUACCCUGUCUAUCGUCUAUAUCCAGAUACUUCCAAGGCAUUCUUAUUGGGAUGCUAUGCUGUGCAUGAUGGAUUAGGAGGAUAUUCGAUGCUGAACAAGGUGGAUGGAGAUGGGAAUCUGAUGAUAGUCGGUGUCAAAGAUAUCUUCGAUGUCGAAGGUCUUCCUACUAAAGCAGGAAGUAGAGUAUUCGCCCAUCUGAACGGCCGAUUCCAAAAGCAAGAGACAGCUCCAAGCUUGAAGAUCCAUGAGGAGGCUGGUGCUGUCAUUGUCGGAAAGGUCAAAACGUCCCAUAAGUCAGCCCUGUCCAUCUCAUUGAGAGCGGCCAAGAUGAAUGUAAAGAAAGUCAAUAUCUCAGAGAUUGUUGCUACAAAAGUUGAGAUUCUAGGAGAAGAUGAGAUACCAAAAGCCAUCGGAGCAUCGCAAUGGAAGGAUUUCGGGAAAGGUAUAUAUGAGAGGUAUCAAUCCCGACAUGAAGGUAGAUUACCUCCCCUAGGUCAUCGGGUAAGAGAAUCGUCCAAGGUUGCCCAACAGGAAGAAUGGGACGAAGAGAAGUUCCGCCGGAUGAAAGAAAAAUUUGGAAAAGCGGGUAAAUGGUUCUUGGACCUGUUGGAGUGGAAUGAUGUGGAUGAAGCAAGUUGUUUUCCCCUUGGAUCAUACGUUCCAGCAAGUAUAGGAGGAUUUCCUCAUCUUGUCAUCCCCGUAGGACAAGUCCCAUUCCACAGUCUAUCAUCUCAGCGGAUGGAAAUGCAAACUAUCUGCGCUAGUUUGGUAGGACCCCCGGGAACCGACUUGAGUAUAAUUGGUGUGUUGUUACGGUUGAAAGAGGAAGGAGUGAUCAAAGAUGUCCAAACUGGUGGCGAGGCUUUCAAGCACCAGGGAGCUGCGCUGCUGGAUGAGAAUCCAGCUACGUGA